This is a messenger RNA of Protopolystoma xenopodis, 273 nucleotides long. Lineage: Eukaryota; Metazoa; Platyhelminthes; Monogenea; Polystomatidea; Polystomatidae. The record is from the annotation of a GenBank genome assembly.
AUGUCGCCGCCCAACUAUCCUACACCUCAUCAGCCUCGAACAUACACUAGCUGCUGGGCUUGCUCACUGCCUCUUCGGCCUGCUAUGCAUGGCUGGAUCGUCAGAUGGUUGCGAAUCACAGCUUGCGCCCGUGUGUUGAUAGGCCGAGCCUGGAUGGAGAAAGAUGGGAUUUUUGCCUCCCAUUCCAAUUCAGGCCAGGUUUAUUGGCGCAUUUGCCCUCGCGUUUGGUUACUUUGUUGCCAAAUCUACCGGCUUAGCCACUCGUCCCGGUAG